AUGCAGGUGGUGGCAGCAGAGACACCCUACUCGUCCGCCAAGACCUUCGAGGAGCUCAACCUAUCAGAGCCGCUGCUGAGAGGGCUCUACUCCGAGAUGAAGUUCGAGCGCCCCUCCAAGAUCCAGGCCGUCACCCUGCCCAUGAUACUACAGCCGCCCAACGCCAACCUCAUUGCCCAGGCUCACAACGGGUCGGGCAAGACCACGUGCUUCGUGCUGGGCAUGCUGUCGCGAGUGGAUCCGCAGGUCAAAGCUCCCCAGGCCCUCUGCAUCUGUCCCACUCGCGAGCUGGCACAGCAGAACGAAGCAGUGCUGCUGCGCAUGGCCAAGUACACGGGCAUCACGUGUGCGUGCACGGCGUCGGAGGGCACAGGCACCAUCGUCUCCUCCUCGGCGCAGGAGAGGCUGGGCGACCAGGUGGUCAUCGGCACUCCCGGCACACUCAAGCGCUGGAUGACCAAGGACCGCAUUCUGCCCGUCAAGAGCAUCAAGAUUCUGGUGUUUGAUGAGGCGGACCACAUGCUGGACCAGGACGGGUUUCAAGACGACUCCAUCAGAAUGAUACAGUUCAUCACCAAGAGCAACCCCUCCUGCCAGAUUCUUCUCUUCUCGGCCACAUUCAACGAGCGAGUCAAAAGGUUUGCCCAGCGAGUGGUCCCCAGUGCCAACCAGGUGUACGUGCCCAAGGAGCAGCUGUCGCUGGACGUGAUCAAGCAGUACCGCGUGCGAGUGCCCUCUCGUGACGCCAAGGUCGUGGUGCUCAAAGACAAGAUCUUCCCCGCUGCUGAGAAGCUCGGGCAGUCCAUCAUUUUUGUCAAGACACGCGAAACUGCCCGGGAUCUUCACAGGAAGCUGGAAGCAGACGGGCAUCGGUGCACGUCCAUUCAGGGCGGCAUGUCACACGAGGAGAGAGACGAUGUGAUUCGCGAGUUUCGCAGCGGCACCACCAAGAUCCUCAUCGCCACUGACGUGCUGGCUAGAGGGUUCGACCAGGCACAGGUGACACUUGUGGUGAAUUUUGAUCUGCCCGUGAAGAAUGCACCUCCCAACGAGCCAGAGUACGAGACCUAUCUCCAUCGUAUCGGUCGCAGCGGGCGGUUUGGAAGAAAAGGUGCGGCGUUCAACCUGGUGUGUGGGGAGAAGGACGAGCGCACACUUAACAAGAUUGAGAAACACUUUGACCGCGUGAUUCCUGAUGUGCAAUGGGACGACGACGAUGCCUUUGAGAAGGUGCUCAAGGAGGCAGGCCUCGCUUGA
Closterium sp. Yama58-4 is the source of this 1257-nucleotide messenger RNA. Lineage: Eukaryota; Viridiplantae; Streptophyta; Zygnematophyceae; Desmidiales; Closteriaceae. The record is from the annotation of a GenBank genome assembly.